Molecule: messenger RNA, 1593 nt
Organism: Microthlaspi erraticum
Lineage: Eukaryota; Viridiplantae; Streptophyta; Magnoliopsida; Brassicales; Brassicaceae
Source: the annotation of a GenBank genome assembly
AUGAGUGGAGAGAGCGGAGGCGAUUCUAGGGUUUUGGAGAACGUUCACGAUGCGAUGGUUACGGACGCUGGAGAUGGGUCGAGACCGCCAGGGGAUCCGCCGGAUCCACAAGGGUCAUGGGCUAUGAAGGUUAGAGGUACGAACGCGGGUGGGAUGCCGACGCCGGAGAGUCUGAUAGAUGAUGCAUUUGUAGCAGCGAGAUUGAAUGUGGAAUUUCCAGAAGGGGAGGACGGAGAACCGGUGAUCACAAUCGGGGAAGAGGUGAUAAAGGCGAUGCAUGGAAUGUGGAAGCAGUGCAUGAUUGUCAAGGUGUUGGGGCGUAGCGUGAGUAUGCCUGUCUUGAGUCGGAAGCUGAGAGAGUUGUGGAAACCGAAAGGAGCAAUGUAUGUGAUCGAUCUGCCUCGGCAGUUUUUCAUCAUUCGCUUCGAGAUGGAGGAGGAGUACUUGGCGGCGCUAACCGGUGGCCCCUGGAAAACGUUUGGGAGCUACUUGAUGGUGCAAGCAUGGGACCCGGAUUUUGAUCCGCUUAGACAUGAUAUCACCACAACCCCGGUGUGGGUGAGGCUAACGAACAUCCUGGUGACGUUCUAUCACAAGGCGAUACUAAUGGGCAUAGCUAGAGGGUUGGGGAAGCCGGUGAAAGUGGAUCUCACAACCCUUAACUUUGAGAGGGGUCGGUUUGCAAGAGUGUGUGUGGAAGUUGAUCUUGCUAAGCCGCUAAAAGGUACGGUGAUGAUAAAUGGCGAUCGAUACUUCGUGUCUUAUGAAGGACUAGCAAAUAUCUGCGCUGGAUGUGGGAUGUAUGGGCAUAUGAUUCAUAGUUGUCCUCAGAAGACCCGAGAAAAUGUCGAACAACAAAGAAUGCCGAUUGUAGUGGAGAAGACGCCGACCAGAGCAGUGGAGGACGAUGGGUUUCAGACAGUUCAGAGUUCCCGGCGGCGAGCGGAGGCUCCGGCAACUCAGGUGAUAUUCACGGCAGGUACACCCGGCGGUGGAGGAAGAGGAAAUCUCCGGGACAUCUCAGCAACUAGCUCACAAAGGAAUAUUCCAAUUUCGAAUAGAUUUGGAGAUCUUACGAUUGAUACGGAUCUCCCAGAAUCUCGGGGACAAAUGGAAUCAGAGGAGGCGAAUAAGGAGAAUGUGGAUUCUCAGAAUAUCCACGGGAGAGAGAAGAGUGUGGGACAAGGCAUAAUGGGGUCAUCGAGCGGGAGUUUUGGAACAAAAUCUAAUGUGAACGCAACUGGGUCUAAGGCGAAGCGGGCCGGAAAACUGAGAACCAACGCGGCCCAUAAACAAAUCAGUAAAGGAGGCGUUAAUAGGCCCAUGCGUGGACUGAUCUUUGGCCCGACUAAGGGAGAAGAGGAACGCUUGUCGUCUGGAAAGAGACCGCGAGUGGAUCACGGAACUGAAGGAAGAUUGACCGAUGGAUUCGAGAAAUCAAGAGUUCACGGCGAAGGACAGAUCGGAAUGCAGAUUGACCUCACGGCGGCGUCACAGGAGAGAGGCCCGAGCGUGGAGGAAGGUGGGAGAUCAGGAGAGAAGGCGGAAGUUUCGAAUCCGGUGGAGGAGCCACAGGAUUCGUCGGCGGCGUAA